Messenger RNA from Diaporthe batatas, 1797 nucleotides. RefSeq lists its product as uncharacterized. The record is from RefSeq and is a predicted model, not a curated record. The coding region runs from base 240 to 1046 and encodes 268 amino acids. Gene Ontology annotation, molecular function: chromatin binding. Gene Ontology annotation, cellular component: nucleus; pericentric heterochromatin. The transcript has 7 exons. Gene Ontology annotation, biological process: chromatin organization; negative regulation of transcription by RNA polymerase II. NCBI's taxonomy places the organism in Eukaryota, Fungi, Ascomycota, Sordariomycetes, Diaporthales, Diaporthaceae.
CUCAAAUGCAACAGUGAUGACCUCCGCCAACUUGCAGUGCUGUGUGAGCUUGGCGCGUCGGCGGGCGGCAGCUUCCCAGCUCUCACGCCCAGCUCCGCGUCACGGCUUGACCUCACUCCGCACCGCCUCUCCGGUCGCAAUUCUUGCCGGCAGCACACCGAUCUUGGCCGAGGCCAUCACCAGCUGGGACUUUCCUCCCUACCCUCCCAAGCGCCCAUCAGCGUCAUCAAUCUGCGACCAUGCCUCCAGCUAUCAGUGAUGACGAAAACUCCGACAGCGGCGAUUUUGCCGUGACAAGCGAUAUCCUGCCCCCGAAGAAGGUUGGCCGCGGGCGCAAACCGAUCAAGAAGGAGGAGGAGGAGGAGGAGGUCUCGGAGGACGACGAUGGCCCAGACACCAAGAUGACAAACGGAGGCGCCGACGAGGAUGACGGAGAAGACGAGGAUGAGGAAGAAGACCUGGACGAGGAUGAGUACGUGGUCGAAAAGAUCUUUUCCCACUACAUUGCCGACGACGGUGAGCCACGCUUCGAGGUGAAGUGGGAAGGCUACGCGAAGAAGUCCGACCGGACAUGGGAAACAGAAGAGAACCUCCAAGAGAACGCCGCCGAGAUCCUACACGAGUACUUUAAGAGCGUCGGCGGCCGGGAGCAGAUCUUCGAGCAGACCGCCAGCGCGCUGAAGGGCAGGAAGCGAGGCCGGCAGUCCAACUCGGCCACGCCAGCAGAGAAACGGCCCCGCAAGAACGGGAACACCAGCAGUCACCCGGCGGACUCGACGCCGCCCGCGACCGCCCGGCAGGCGGCCGAGUGGAAGCCGCCGAGCGGCAGCUGGGACGAGGAGGUCGAGACCGUGGACAUGUGCCAGGACGAGGAGAACGGCACCUUCAUCGUCUACCUGACGUGGAAGAACGGCAAGAAGACGCAGCACCCCAAGGAGGUUGUCUAUAGGAGGUGCCCACAGAAGAUGCUCCGCUUCUACGAGCGCCACAUCCGGAUCUCCCGCGAUGGAGGCUCCCCCGUGGCCAUUGGCAGCAUGACCCAAUGAUCGACGACAUCCCCCCAUGCAUGCACGACGGGACAGGAAGGGACAAAUGCGGGCGCAGAAGACAUACUCACUUGUUACUUGGUCUGCGGAGUUUGACGUGGAAUCUCUUUUUUUUUUUUUUUGCGUGCGUGUGUCUGUUUUCGGGUCGAUGCGACAAAGAAGCACAAACGAAUGCGCGUGUAAAUUCCAGGGGCAAAAGCAUCCGCCUUGCGUUGGAACCGGAGCACUGUGAGGCUGGCUUAUCGUGAUUUUAUGGCAAGUUUUCCGAUCCAUCCACGAGUGGGAUUGGAGAUGUCGAGGCGGACAGCGCCGCUCACAUGCAUAUCGACCUUGGGGACUGCCAGUAUUGAUCAUUUCCUAAGGUUGCUUUCUUGUCGUUCUAGGAAUCCGGAAGAGGGAGUGAAACCAGCAGUGCUAUUCUGAUAUGAUCCUUCCGUUGCAAGAACGGUGCCCGGACUUUUCCUGUUUGCCGGUGACGGACGCCUUGAAAUAUCUAGUGUGUUCAUCUCGAAAAGGGCCGAGAAAGAGGCGUGUUCGUGAGACACCCGGCCCUCUCAUACGCCAUUGCAGUUGAUAUUGUCUGAUGAAUCAUUGAUGAGUGUUAAAGGCGUGUUUGGAGCAAUUUCUCCCCUCGGACGCCGAAUGAAGGGCGAAUGGAAUCGAGGUUUGCCGGAGGUCUUCUGAGCAGACCGUCCCUAGUAGUAGCAAAACAGGACAGCAUCGAUCCAGUCUAAUCUACCGCAUACAUUCA